Messenger RNA from Empidonax traillii (willow flycatcher), 444 nucleotides. Its product is annotated as H/ACA ribonucleoprotein complex subunit DKC1-like. The transcript has 4 exons. The annotation marks the transcript as partial. Gene Ontology annotation, molecular function: pseudouridine synthase activity; RNA binding. The record is from RefSeq and is a predicted model, not a curated record. Gene Ontology annotation, biological process: mRNA pseudouridine synthesis; rRNA pseudouridine synthesis; box H/ACA sno(s)RNA 3'-end processing. Gene Ontology annotation, cellular component: box H/ACA snoRNP complex. Lineage: Eukaryota; Metazoa; Chordata; Aves; Passeriformes; Tyrannidae.
AUGGGGGUCUAUGGGGGGUCUUUGCCCCCUCCCCGCGCCGUUCCCCCUUUCCCCUCCCGGGCCUGCCCCGCUCCCCGCGCUCACUCCCGGCGUGUCGCUCCCGCAGAUUCCAGCGUGAAGAAGAAGAGGAAGAAGGACAAGCGGGCGCUCGCCGACGAGGAUGUCGCGGACAUCCAGCACACCGAGGACUUUCUCAUCAAGCCCGCGUCCCGGGUGCCCCAGCUGGACACGUCGCAGUGGCCCUUGCUGCUGAAGAACUUCGACAAGUUAAAUGUGAGGACAGCACACUACACACCUCUGCCUUCCGGUGCUAAUCCUCUGAAGAGAGAGAUUUCUGAUUAUGUUAGGUCUGGCUUUAUUAACCUCGACAAACCUUCCAAUCCAUCCUCCCACGAGGUGGUUGCGUGGAUCCGCCGCAUCCUCCGAGUGGAGAAGACGGGCCAC